Molecule: messenger RNA, 645 nt
Organism: Venustampulla echinocandica
Lineage: Eukaryota; Fungi; Ascomycota; Leotiomycetes; Helotiales; Pleuroascaceae
Exons: 2
Coding region: 1-645 (214 amino acids)
Biological process (GO): mitochondrial respiratory chain complex IV assembly
Cellular component (GO): mitochondrial inner membrane
Source: RefSeq, a predicted model, not a curated record
AUGCUCCCCCGUCUCUUACGCUCAAGGGCGCUGCCCAGAUUCUCAAAUCUUAGGGCCCAAAAUGUUAUGCUACAGCGGCGGACUAUGAUCGCAGCACCCAAGGUGGGAGAUGGACCUCUUAUGAGUCGACAGCCAAACCGUGAACUCCCAGAAAUACCGCAAAAUGGCAUGCGCUGGUUUCGCUCCGGCACCAUUUUCCUCGUCAUCCUCGUCUCCAGCUGCCUCGGUAUAUUUAACUACCAAAAGUCGUCGUCCUCUGUCGUAGCCUCCACCCUCUAUGCGCUACGCACCAGCCCAAAAGCGCGCGAAUACCUAGGGGACGAUAUCUACUUCGCGCACCAAAUGCCCUGGAUUUGGGGCGAGAUGAACCAAUUGCAUGGACGGAUAAAUAUACAUUUUGAGGUGAAGGGCACGAAGAAGCGAGGCACAAUGAAGUUUACGAGCUUUAGGAGGACGAGGAUGGGGAUGUUCGAGACUACUGAGUGGAGUUUGGAGACGGAUGAGAUGAUUGAGGAGAAUGGAGAGAUGAAGAGGAAGAAGAUUGAUCUGUUGGAUGGUAGCGAUCCUUUCAAGGGGAUUGAGGCCGACGAGAACGAGGCGAAGGUUGUUGGAAGGGGGAGUUAUGCGCCAAACUUGUCGGGAUGA